Komagataella phaffii GS115 is the source of this 1230-nucleotide messenger RNA. RefSeq names its product elongation factor 1 gamma domain-containing protein. Bases 1 to 1230 code for a protein of 409 amino acids. The transcript is spliced from 2 exons. The record is from RefSeq and is a predicted model, not a curated record. NCBI's taxonomy places the organism in Eukaryota, Fungi, Ascomycota, Pichiomycetes, Pichiales, Pichiaceae. Gene Ontology annotation, cellular component: cytoplasm; nucleus. Gene Ontology annotation, molecular function: translation elongation factor activity. Gene Ontology annotation, biological process: translational elongation.
AUGUCUCAAGGAACCCUUUUCAUUACUGAACAAACCCGUGGAGUUGUUCCAAAGGGAUUAGUUCAAUACUUCAAGUUGGACGUUAAGAUCUCCAACAAAGAAGACGAGCAAUUCAAGAAGUACUUCCCAUUGAACUAUAUCCCUGCCUUCGUUGGUCCUAAGGGAUUGAAGUUGACAGAGGUUUCUGCUGUCAUUGAGCACUUACUGAACUUGGCCGGUGAGAAGAAAUUGAAGGGAACUACCGAACUUGAGCAGGUUCAAGUCAACAAGUGGAUUUCCUUUUUCAACACUGAGGUCAUUUCAACCAGUGCUAGAAUCUUCCUACCUUUGUUGGGUAAGGCUCCAUACAACAAGAAGGACAUUGAUGCUGCCACUGAGAGAUUGGAUACUAUUAUUCAAAUAAUUGAGGCAAGAUUGUCUGAAUUUACUUACUUGGUCGGUGAAAGAAUCACCGUUGCUGAUCUGUUCGCCGCUACUGUUAUUGGAAGAAGUCUGGAGACUAUUUUCGACAAGGCAUGGAUUUCCAAGCACCAGGACAUCUUCAGAUGGUUCAGCACUGUGUCAGCCCACCCAGUUCUGUCUUGGAGAUACGUUGACUUCAAGCCAAGAGACAAGCCUGUCGAAUACGUCCCUCCUAAGAAGGAAAAGAAAGAAAAGAAGAAGGAGGAGAAACCAAAGCAAGAGAAGAAGCCUGCUCCUGCUGCUGCUGAGCAAUCUGAUGAGCCACCUGUUGAGAAGAAGGCAAAACACCCAUUGGAAGCUCUUGGAAAACCAAAGUUGGCCAUUGACGAAUGGAAGAGAUUCUACUCCAAUGAGGAGACCAGAGAGUCUGCAAUUCCAUGGUUCUGGGAACACUUUGACGCCGAUGAAUGGUCCUUGUGGAAGGUCACUUACAAAUACAAUGAUGAAUUGACCUUGACCUUCAUGUCAAACAACUUGAUUGGAGGUUUCUUUGCCAGAUUGACCGGUUCGAUCAAGUACAUGUUCGGAUGUGCUGUAGUGUACGGAGAGAACAACAACAACGGUAUCAUCGGUGGUUUCAUGGUCAGAGGACAAGACUACAAGCCAGCUUUUGAGGUCGCUCCAGACUGGGAGUCUUACUCUUACGAGAAGUUGGACCCUAACAGUGAGGAAGACCGUGAGUUCUUCAACAACAUGUUGGCUUGGGAUAAGCCAAUUGUUGUCAACGGUGAAGAGAAGGAGAUUGCUGAUGGUAAGGUUUUGAAAUAG